CCGGCACCGGCUCCUGCCUUGGAACCGGCCCCGGAGCCGCUCCCAGAAACGGCCGCCCCCGCCACAGCCGCGCUCUACGUGCAUGUGAGCGGGGACACGGGAGGGAGCCCGGGGCUUGUGUAUGUGCGGGGCUGCACGAAGAGUCACGGGCUUGCACACGUGGGGACACGCGUGGGUCCCGGGGCUUGUGCACCUGGAGGGGCACGGGGCUGGCACAGGUGGAAGGUGAACGUGGCUCCUUGGGACUCGCAUACACGUGGGUGUAUGUGGGACCCCGGGGUUUGCACACGCUGGGGGGAGCCCAGCCUCGUACGUGUCAUGGGGCUAACCUGAGCUGAAGGGUCACAUCUGUGUGCCUUGUGGGGCAGGUGGGGGGGCACUGGGGUCCGUGCACUGGGCUGGGGCUGUUUCCCCUCAAAGUGGAGUGGCUAGGGGUGAGGGUAUGGCCGUGCCCACACGCCCCGUGCCCGCAGUGGCCCUACUGCCGCAAGCGCUGCUCCUACUGCAACUUCAACACGUACGUGGUGCCGGCGGUGGACGAGGCGGCUGUGCGCGCUUGUCUGGUGCGGGAGGCACGGACCCUGCUGUGCCUCGGCCAGGUGCACAGGUGAGAGGGGCUCUCCCCACCGCAGUGCCCGCAGCCCCCCGUGGCCCCAGUGUCACCACGCUCCCUCUGCAGUCGCUGGAUGAUGCCGAGCUGAGGAUGCUGGGCCGGGAGCACACAGCGGCAGAGGCACGGAAGGCUGUGGAAGCAGCGCGGGGGCUCUUCCCUGGCCGAACCUCCAUCGACCUCCUGUUUGGGCUGCCGGGACAGAGCCAGGAUGCCUGGACCCAGAGGCUGGAGGCAGCCUUGGGGCUUUGUGACGACCACAUCUCCCUGUACCAGCUGACGCUGGAGCGGGGCACGGUGCUGGCAGCACAGGUCCAGAGGGGAGCCCUGCCUGCAUCCCCACAGGAUCUGCUGGCUGACAUGUACCAGGCUGCCCGCACUGCGCUGGUGGGCGCCGGCUUCCGCCACUAUGAGGUCUCAAAUUUUGCACGGAAGGGCACCCUCAGCACCCACAACCUCUCAUACUGGCGGGGUGACCAGUACAUCGGUGUGGGGCCAGGGGCACAUGGGCGCUUUGUGCUGCGAGGUGAAGGUGGCUGUAGCCGGGAAGCUCGUGUCCAGACCCUGGAGCCUGUCACCUGGAUGCAGGAGGUGCAGAGCCGGGGACACGGCACCAGGAGUCGGGUGGUGCUGAGCCUACUGGAGCAGCUGGAGGAGCUGCUCACCCUGGGACUGCGCACGGAUGAAGGCAUCACACAGGAGCGCUGGGGGCACUUCUCCCCCCAGCUCAGCCUGCAGGCCGUGUUUGGGGAGCCAGGGGAGGCUCAGGCACUUCAGCAGGAGGGCUGGCUUGUCCUGGACAGCAGGGGGCUGCGGUGCACCUGGGCUGGCCUGGCCGUGCUGGACUCGCUGCUGCCUGACCUGCUCUGGCAGCUGCAGCGGGUGCUGGGCGCUGCCCGGCGCACACCGAGGGGGACCCUGGCAGAAGAACGAGCUGGUGGCCGGGAUAUGAGGGCUUCUCCUCUCCCCUCACGCUUGGAUUGUUGACAGUUGAUGGCCUGAGGGCGGGCUUGUUCCGCGCAGGCGCGGCAACAGCUGAGCUCCAAUCAAGGUGCGCUAAAGCAGUCUCCACCAAUGGGAGGCCAAGAAGAGUUGAUUGACAGGCGCUGGGCGGGGCCAGGGUUACCUGUGCACCCCCCCCAAAAAGGUGGAGCAGCCAUUUUGUGAGUGAGCACGUGGCAGACGGUCACGUGGUCUCGGUGCCGUCUCGUUCCUUAUUCAGUUCUUGUAUUUUGUUAUGGUUUAAUAAACCUUUGGAAUUUCAAAAGUCA
This is a messenger RNA of Parus major (Great Tit), 1881 nucleotides long. RefSeq names its product radical S-adenosyl methionine domain containing 1 (gene RSAD1). Gene Ontology annotation, cellular component: cytoplasm. The record is from RefSeq and is a predicted model, not a curated record. Lineage: Eukaryota; Metazoa; Chordata; Aves; Passeriformes; Paridae. Gene Ontology annotation, biological process: porphyrin-containing compound biosynthetic process. The transcript has 8 exons. Gene Ontology annotation, molecular function: coproporphyrinogen oxidase activity; 4 iron, 4 sulfur cluster binding. Bases 443 to 1597 code for a protein of 384 amino acids.